Molecule: messenger RNA, 3129 nt
Organism: Plasmodium malariae
Lineage: Eukaryota; Apicomplexa; Aconoidasida; Haemosporida; Plasmodiidae
Product: ATP-dependent zinc metalloprotease FTSH, putative
Exons: 1
Coding region: 1-3129 (1042 amino acids)
Biological process (GO): protein-containing complex assembly; mitochondrial protein processing
Cellular component (GO): membrane; m-AAA complex
Molecular function (GO): zinc ion binding; ATP-dependent peptidase activity; metalloendopeptidase activity
Source: RefSeq, a predicted model, not a curated record
AUGCUCAAGAUGUAUGUCCUGCGAAGGGGUAGGAGGGUCUUAUACAAUGAAAAAAGGCCAUACAACAGUGGUAAAUAUUGGGGAGGAAUAGAAAGAUUAAAGAGUAUAAUGCAACAUGAAGAAGGGGUAGGGAAAAAAAGAUUCCACAGCUCUUUGAUAUGUAUAAAAAAUUUUAAUAAAGGUAUAGAAAAAGAAUUUAGCGGAGUAGCUAUAAGCAAUGAGAAGAAUAUUCAAAACAAUUUUUCCUUAUAUUCAUUGGUAAGUCUACUUCAGAAAAAAUGGUGUACUACUGGUAGUAGGAACAACACCGGUGGGGAUAAUAAAGAAUUGCUUUUUAAUAUUUUUUUAAAAUAUGCAAAAAUGAAUCAUAUGAGUUUAUAUUUUUUAAAUAAGUAUAAUUUUGGAAAGUAUGAAAAGCAUGCUAAGUCCAUUUGGAGUAGCACUUGGUACAACACGGCAAAUGGUAGAAGAUAUAAUAGUUCGUGUAGUAGUACUUCGAAUGAUGCACAUAAUUAUAUGCGGCGCAGUGAUUAUGUAUGUUUUAAAGAUAAGAUUUUUGCAGUAAGAUAUAUGCUGAAUAUACUAGUACACAUGUGUAGAGAAAGGAUAAAUAAGAGCCCUUGGCUGAUAAAAAGAAGUAUGCCAUUUUGUAAUAGUAGUAAAGUUAUAUAUGAUAGAAUACCCUUUUUUUCAUUUUUGAGAAAGAUAUACUUUUCAAAAGCACCCAAAGGAUUUGAACGAUUCGAAAAGAAGAAUGCUUCACCAAAUUCGUUUAAACCUGAGGAAGAUAAACAUAAAAAGUUUGACAAUUACUUUUUUUAUGUCUUUUUUUUAUUAUUAUUACUUUUUCUACUGUUUGUAGACUCGAAUAGUUUAUAUAACGAGGUGAGUCAGAACGAUUUUUUUUACAAUUAUUUGGCAAAGGGAUAUAUAGAAAAGAUAAAGUUAAUAAAUAAAGAUUAUGUGAAGGCUUAUUUAAAUAGUCAUGGGGUUACAAAGUAUCAUUUGAAAUAUAUUUCAUUUCGUAUAGGUAAUAGUGAUUCAUUUGAAAGAAAAGUAGAAGAGAUGCAGAAACAAAUGAAUAUAAAAAGAGAAGAAUUAAUUGAAGUUCAAUAUAUGAAUGAAACGAAUUUAUUAAAUGAGGUGAAGAGUUAUAUACCUAGUAUUCUUUUUUUUUUAUUAUUAAUUUUUAUAUUUCAAAAAAUCACUUUAAAAAAUGUAUCUAAUAGUGGUAUGGAUAGACUAUUUAAAUUUAGUAAAAUAACUCCAAUAAAUAAAAAUAAUUAUAAAACGGAUGUUAAAUUUUCAAGUGUAGCAGGUAUGAAACAAGCAAAAGAAGAAAUAAUGGAAUUUGUAGACUUUUUAAAAAAUCCAUCUAAAUACGAAAUACUUGGAGCAAAAAUACCAAAGGGUGCACUAUUAUGUGGUGCACCAGGAACAGGGAAAACAUUACUAGCUAAAGCAGUUGCAGGAGAAGCUAAUGUUCCUUUCUUUAAUAUUAGUGGAAGUGAUUUUAUCGAAGUGUUUGUAGGUAUUGGACCAUCAAGAGUAAGAGAAUUAUUUGCUCAAGCAAGAAAACAUGCUCCAUCUAUAAUUUUUAUUGAUGAAAUAGAUGCAGUAGGAAGAAAAAGAUCAAAAGGAGGAUUUGCGGGAGGUGGAAAUGAUGAGAGAGAAAAUACAUUAAACCAAAUGUUAGUCGAAAUGGAUGGUUUUCAUACAUCUAAUGAUAAAGUUGUCAUUUUAGCUGGUACUAAUAGAGUAGAUAUAUUAGAUCCAGCUAUAACUAGACCAGGUAGAUUUGAUCGUAUUGUAAAUAUUAGUAAACCAGAUAUAGAUGAAAGGUCGGAAAUAUUUCAAGUGCAUUUAAAGAAUUUAAAAUUACACGAAACGUUAGAUAUAAAAAAUAUUAGUUACAUAUUAGCAUCUUUAACACCUGGUUUUGUUGGAGCUGAUAUAGCAAAUGUCGUUAAUGAAGGAGCUAUUCAAUGUGCUAGAAGAUCGAACAUGAUAGGAGUACAGGUAAAAGAUUUUGAGUUAGCAAUUGAAAGAGUUAUAGGUGGUUUACCUAAAUCUUCAUCCCUUAUUUCACCAUAUGAAAAGAAAAUUAUUUCAUAUCAUGAAACUGGGCAUGCACUUAUUGGAUGGUUUCUAGAAUUUGCCGACCCAGUUUUAAAAGUGUCAAUAAUACCUAGGAAUAAUGGUGCACUAGGAUACUCACAACACCUGAGUGAAGAAAUAAUGCUAUUUUCGAAAGAACAGAUAUUAGAUAAAAUUGCAGUAAUAUUAGGAGGAAGAGCAUCUGAAGAAUUAUUUAUUGGAAAAAUUACGACAGGAGCAAUUGAUGAUUUAAAUAAAGUAACACAGUUAUGUUAUUCAUACGUAUCUCAGUAUGGAAUGAACAAAGAAAUAGGAUUAGUUUCUUUUCAACCUAAUUCUACUAGUGAGUAUAAUUUGUAUAGACCUCAUUCAGAAUGCUUAGCACAUCAAAUAGAUAACGAAGUGCGUACAUUAAUUGAGUCGCAGUAUAAUAGAGUAAAAACAAUACUUUUGAAAAAUGAAAAACAUGUACAUAACUUGGCUAAUUUGUUAUAUCAGAAGGAAACUAUAUCUUACCAGGAUAUUCAAAAAUGUGUAGGUGAACGUCCUUACCCUAUAAAGUCUAAUUACGAAAAGUUUGUCAAGGCAAAUCCGUACAAACUUAUACCCAGUAGUGAGGAUACUCAGAGUGAGACCUCUCAGAGUGAGACCUCUCAGAGUUCAGGUGGGAAUAGAGAUGGUAGUGACCAGUUGACGUUAUCCUCUUUGGACAGGUGUUGUAAUAAAAGCGAUCAAGACGGACCUGGUGUUACCAAAAAGAGCAGUGAUGACAAGGGAAGGGGGGCGGUCAGUAACAAAUCUGUACUAGCAAAGUCGAAUGGGAUAAGUGAAAAAGGAAAAGAAGAAGAAGGAGGGGAAGUCGAUCGGGCAGAAAGAGAGGAACGAGACGAGCAAGAUGAACGAGCUGAACAUGUUAAAGAAGCAGGAGGUACAAAAAGAAGAAGGGAUGAUGAAAAAGCGGGCAAGGGGAAAAGUGCAUCCCCAGAUGGUACUAAAAAAGAUUACAAGGUUUUGAACAUAUCUACAAUAUGA